AUGAGAUCUGGUGACUUGCUUGUGGAGGUUUCUUCUCGAAAGCAAGCUCAACAGAUACAAAAACUUAAAUCCUUGGCAACAUCAAGAGUUUCUGUAACCCCUCACCAAUCACUUAAUAGCUCUAAAGGCGUCAUUACCUGCGGCGAAAUACUAAAUCUUCCUGUAGAGUUAAUUGUUUCCGAAAUGAAAUCUCAAGGUGUUACACACGUACGUCGAAUUUCCAUACGACGUGAUGGACAACUACUUGAGACGAAACAUCACGUGUUAACUUUUCAAACUCCUAAAUUACCCGAGUACGUAUAUGCAGGCUAUAUAAAGUUACCGGUGAGGCCAUAUAUUCCUAAUCCACUAAGAUGCUUUCAGUGCCAACGCUUUGGCCACUCUAAAAUGAAUUGCCGCGGGUCUCUCACUUGUGCCCGCUGUGCACAAAAAGGGCAUGAUAGCCAGCAGUGUAAAGCAGAAGAAAAAUGCGUAAACUGUGGUGGCGAUCAUCCCUCAUAUUCUCGAUCUUGUCCGCGCUGGGCACUGGAAAAGCAAGUUAUGACAAUAAAAUUCAAGGAAGACUUAUCUUAUCCCGAAGCCAGACGCAGGGUUAAGGCACAAACCCCAACUCCUGGUGUCAGUUAUGCUUCGGCAGUUAAGAAAACUUUCUGUGAGAAUUGCUCUUGUGAGAACUGUUUAAAAUAUGCCAGGAAAACAACAAAUAAAACAACAAAUAAUGAAAAAACUUCCGAUUCCGAUACUGAACAUUCUCUGAAAACUAAAACUGAUAAUCAAAAAACUAUUAGAAGAAAAUCCAAAUCGCAGACUUCGCUGACAUUAAACUUGGCGAAACGUGGCCUAACGAAAAAAGAUCUACGAAAGAAACUAAAAAGUUCUGCAUCAAAAAAUUCCGUCGCAUUGGGGUUAGCGACGCAAGGUGUUGUCCAUAAGGACUUGCAGUCCAUUUUUGGUGACACACUUAAUAACCCCGAUAUUAAACUGCAUCCGUCUGAGGAUGAAUAUGAGCUUGGUAUGAGUUGCGAUGAUCAUGCAACUCCAACAACUGCUUCCUCUCUUUCUCCUCCCAAAUCACUCUCUUAA
Argiope bruennichi is the source of this 1083-nucleotide messenger RNA. RefSeq lists its product as uncharacterized. The record is from RefSeq and is a predicted model, not a curated record. The transcript has a single exon. Lineage: Eukaryota; Metazoa; Arthropoda; Arachnida; Araneae; Araneidae. The coding region runs from base 1 to 1083 and encodes 360 amino acids. Gene Ontology annotation, molecular function: zinc ion binding; nucleic acid binding.